This is a messenger RNA of Cladocopium goreaui, 1079 nucleotides long. The record is from the annotation of a GenBank genome assembly. Lineage: Eukaryota; Dinophyceae; Suessiales; Symbiodiniaceae.
AGGUGCAAUGCCUCUUCUCCUUGCAACGCAUGGGAAUCAUCCACGAGGGCAAUACGAAACAUGUGGUGCUUGGAGGCGGCCAGCACGGACAUGCCGAAGCCAGUCAGAUUGCAGAGAUGCUGAAAGACACCAAGGCCAGUCAAGCAGUAAAGACAUGGAGCAGGCAGUUUCCGGACGCUGCGCUUGUGCUUGCCUGUCAGCUGCUGCCUGCCGCCUUGAAGCCCUCCUUUUCCCCCACGACGUGGCUUUGCAGUCAGCACCUGGCACAGGUGCUACCAUUGAAGGGCAACAUCUUUGCGGCCUUCGUGAACUCGCACCAGUUGAAUUUACGCGCCAGCAGCGUGUCCCUGGCCAUGCGCUUGCUACACUUGGCGACCAUGGAACCGGCGCAGGCCCCGAAGGCGACAGAGAAUGAGUUUCCAGCGGCACCGACGCAACAGGCCGAGCUUUUGGCCUCUGCCACCCUGGCGGCCUGGGAGAUCUUGGCGCUUCCGAGUGCCUUGCGUCUUCUGCCGCCUGGUGCAAGCACUGCGACAGUAGCCUGUUUCACUUCGCCGUUGAUCGUGGCCACAGACCCAUGGAUUCAGGUGCAAGGUCUUCGCUUGAGCGUCAUGGAGGAUUGGAUGGUGGAUGGGGACACCCAUGCCAGCGCACAGUUCUGGAGAUCAGAGACCAUGCCAGCCGCUGGUGAGCGUCCCUUGGUGACUGUGGACGUGAACCUGAAGUUGACGCCCUUGAAGAUUCGCCUGCAUGCGCAGCAGCUCCGUGCCCUGCAAGAAUGGGUUGCAGACAUCCCAGAAGCUGAGGCACCAUCCGAAUCACCGCCAGCAUCAGCGUCACCAUCAGCACCAGCGCCAGCACCGCCUGCGGCGGCUUCGCGGGUGCGGCUGGCUUUGUCGCUUCGCUCGUCCAUUGCCUUGGACGUGAGCUUGGUGGCGGGCGAGGUGCGGCUGGAAAAUGCUGAUCUUGCGGAUUCACUCAGUGGAAAGCCUGGUAUCAGCGUUUGCACAGGGGUUCCUAUAGAAUUUUUCUUAAACAAAUGGAUCAAGACUGAGACUGAGACAGCCGCGAUCAGCUGA